AUGGAUAAACUGAAUGUGGUAGCAAUCUAUGAGAUCAAGAAUUCUAAGCGGAGGAGGAUCGAGGUGGGAUUGGGUCACUUAAAGAUUUUAAGGCAUUAUUUGUCAUCAUCGUCAUGGUCGAGGAAGUGCCUCGGAUCUGGCCCAUUAGGCGGAAAAUUUUGUCCGGGUUUAACUCACGGGGAAGUUGAAGAAGAAAUUCGAAGACUUGAAAAUGGUUUUAAUAAUGACAGUAUUAGAAACACUAUGUUUAAUAAUUUGGCGGAUCAAGAACCUAAAGUUGAGCAUGAGAUGGAUCACUCAGAAAGGCUAACCAUGCAAAAUGAAAGUUCAAAUGGCACUUGGAUUUGGUUAUUUGGGUUACCCUCAGUCUGUUGGAGCACUGAGUGUCUGAGAAAUGCUGGUGAAGCGCUAAGUGGUUAUAGGGAGAUGGAUGAAAAUACUAGACUGAAAUGCGAGGUCGGAUGGGAAAGAAUUUGUGUUAGUCCAACGGAAUGGAUGUCGAGUUCUAUUUCCCUUAAACAUGGUAUGGUGGUGUAUAAGGUUGCGGUGUGGCCCGAAUGGCCUCUUAUUAUGUCAACAAUGUCGACUUCCAACUUAUGCACGGACCAUGUGGAGCAAGAAGUGUCUUCCCUGAAUCCUCCUUCUAGGGAUUUUAAAGAGAACAAUAGUUUUGGCUCACCGGUACAACCAAUUAGUGUGGAUAAGUGUUUGGAUGAAGUGAACAAUUUUGAGUCAACAGGUAUAGUUGAACCUCUCGAGACGACGUUUUUUGUUGAACUGAGUAGCAUAUUGGAGAAGGACGGACGUGAUUGCAAGAACGAGCUUUGGUCACCGAGUUUGACUGUUGAGUUGAUACCCGAAACAUCAAAUCCAUCUUAUAAUCCGGAAUCUAAGUUAUGUGUGACAUCUGAAGAGUCUCCUCUAGUCAAUAUUCUGAUUAAUAUGCCUUAUGUAGCUAUGUACGAAGCUCCAAGGGAAUCUCUCACCCAUCCUAUCCUGGGGUGUGGGGCUAAUUGUGAGCCAAGUGACGCGGAAAAUGAUGUGUUAAGGCCACACAUGGAAAAUGCGGCUCAAAUAAACCCCAUCAAAUUUGUGUAUCCCAGUUAUGCAAGUGAUUCACCUAUCAAGGUGCAUGAGUUAUCGGAGGAAGAGACUGUUGAGUCAGAUGUUGAAUAUGAUGCUGAUGAGGAGUUAUGUGAGAAUUUUUCCACUCAUAACAUGAUGUUGAAUGAAAACAAAUCUCCCGAUAGAGAGAUUUUAACUAAAGAGUCUGAAGUGUGGCCCGAUAUUCGCGAAAUCUCCACAAUGACACUUAUUAAGAAGUGUCAGAUGAAAAAGAUUGGUGAUUUACCCCCUGAAAAUUUCUUUAGGGAUCAUCUGAGUCAUCCUUCUGUCAUUUGCAGAUAUUCCUCAGAGCCUACCUCUUUGUGGGCUACUAUGAUCAAGUGCAAGUAUGGGAAUGAUUGGUCUGGUUGGUUCACCAAACAUAUUAAUCGUGUUGUGGGAUGCGGUAUUUGGAGUGGCAUCUCAGUGAUAUGGAAGACUUUUCGUGAACAAUGCAGAUUUUCGGUAGGCGAUGGCUCUUCGAUUAGUUUUUGGGAGGACGUUUGGUGUAGUGCUAAAAGCCUCUACUCUUUGUUUCCAACUCUUGCCUCAAUCGCUAUUUGUAGAGAUGCUACAGUUAAGGACAUGUUUGAUAUGAGCUCUAAUGGUUUUUCUACGAGAAUCAGGUAUAUGAGAAGACUUAUUGCUGAUGAGUUAGCUUUACAUGAUAAAGUGUUGAACUUGGUGGGGCGCAAAGAGGUGAAUCCGUCUUCGCAUGAUAUUAUGCGUUGGCAAGAUAUUGAUACCUUUAAGCUUUGCAAAAUGUUUGGCUGUGGUUUUAAAUCACAGAUAAUAGACGGCCAAAGAAAGAAAUUUGUAAGGUUGGAUUCAAAUUUGUCAUUUUCAUCGGAUGCUGGGGUGAUGAAGAACUGCGGGUUUAACUUAGACGGUUUAACAGGCUCAAGUCAACAAACAAACAAUACUAUUCCAUCAUCAAAAUCAUUUAGGGUAGGAAUCUCGAGAGGAUCCGAAGGACUAAAGACAAUCGGACGUUCAUUAAAAUCGGGAGUUAACCGUGUGGUAUUCCAAGAAGAUCUAAACCUAACCGAGAAGAAAAUAUUUGAUCCUCAAGACAAGAUCAUAUUAUUUUGCAAUAGAGUUCUUGUCAUUUCAUGUAUUAUUGCAGUAUCCAUCGACCCUUUGUUUCUAUAUGUUGCGGUUUUCGAUUAUGAACAAAGUUGUCUCGGAAUUGAUUCGGAGUUGGCUCAUACAGUCACAACUUCAAGGACAUUAAUCGAUUCAUUUUAUCUCAUAAGAAUCGUACUGCAGUUUCGAACAGCUUAUAUUGCCCCGUCUUCUAGGGUUUUUGGACGGGGCGAACUUGUUAUAGAUCCUGCAAAAAUUGCGGAAAGAUAUUUGAAUCGUUAUUUCAUCUUUGAUCUUCUAUCUGUCAUGCCUUUCCCCCAGAUUGUAGUAUGGAAAUUUCUGGCUGAUGUUAAUGGUUCAAGUGUUAUGGCAACUAAACAGGCAUUAAUAUAUAUUAUCAUAUUUCAAUAUAUUCCCCGAUUUUUUCGAUUCCUUCCAUUAACAAACGAGAUGAGAAAGACAAAUGGUCACUUUGCGGAGACUGCUUGGGCCGGGGCAGCAUACUAUAUGCUGUGGUUCAUGCUUGCAAGUCACAUAUUCGGGGCAUUUUGGUACCUGUUUGCUGUAGGGAGAACAGAUAAUUGUUGGGAGGAGGCAUGUUCAGAAAAUUUGUUGUGCAUAAAAAGUUUCUUGUAUUGCGAGAAUAAUGGUUUGGAAGGUUAUUUAUUCUGGAAAGAUAUUGCACGAGGGGUUUUAAGUGCAAAAUGUUACUAUAAUGAAAAUGAUCCUAAAUUCAAUUAUGGGAUUUAUGGAUUAGCUGUCUCAUCUGGAAUUAUUGCCACCAAGAAUUUCAUCCCCAAAUACUUGUAUUGUUUAUGGUGGGGUUUGCAAAAUUUGAGUACACUUGGUCAAGGACUGGAAACAAGUUUAUAUCCAGCAGAAGUUAUUUUCUCAAUCACAAUAGCUGUAUUUGGACUCAUCCUCUUUGCCCUUCUCAUUGGAAACAUGCAGACCUAUCUUCAAUCGCUCACCGUUCGACUAGAGGAGAUGAGGAUCAAAAGGCGUGACUCAGAGCAAUGGAUGCAUCACAGACUGCUUCCACAAGAGCUAAGAGAACGAGUCCGGCGCUAUGAUCAAUACAAAUGGCUAGAGACCAAAGGAGUCGACGAAGAAACAAUCGUCCAGAGUCUUCCCAUGGAUCUAAGGAGAGAUAUUAAGCGUCAUCUCUGUCUCAAUUUGGUUAAAAGGGUACCUCUAUUCGCAAACAUGGACGAUCAGCUUCUUGAUGCUGUCUGCGAACGGCUAAAACCAACGUUGUACACAAACAACACGUACGCAGUUAGAGAAGGUGAUCCUGUCGACGAAAUGCUGUUCAUAAUCCGUGGGCGUCUAGAGAGUGUAACUACAGAUGGAGGAAGAAGUGGGUUUUUCAACCGUGGGUUCUUGAAAGAAAACGAUUUCUGCGGCGAGGAGUUAUUAACAUGGGCACUUGACCCAAAAUCGGCAUCAAAUUUGCCGCCUUCGACAAGAACGGUGAAAGCCCUUUCCGAAGUGGAAGCAUUUGCACUGUCGGCUGACGAAUUGAAGUUUAUUACGACCCAGUUCAGGCGGUUGCAUAGCAGGCAAGUUCAGCAGACGUUUCGGUUCUAUUCUCAGCAAUGGAGGACGUGGGCGGCGUGUUUUAUUAUGGCUGCGUGGCGGCGGCAUUCGAGGAGGAAGAUGGCGGAGAGGCGGAGCGAGGGAUUGGAAGAGGAUUGGUCGUCGUCUUCGUCGUUUGAUGAUGAUGAUGAUAAUGAUGAGGAAGAGGAAAGAGAAUUGUUGCGGAGGAAUAGAUCUAGAUCUGGGUUUGGUGCGGCGAUGCUUGCUUCGCGAUUUGCAACAAAUGCACUUCGUGGAGUGAAGAAACUAAGGAAGAAGAAGAAGAGUUCGAGUUCCAGGGGUAUGGUCAAAGUCCCUAAACCUCAAGAUCCUGAUUUUGAAGCUGAUCUUGGAGAUUUUGAAUAACUAGUUACUUCAUAAUUAAUUAAUUAAUUAAUUUAGGUGUUUUUAAUAAUAAUAAUAAUAAUAAAAAUAGAGAAUAAUGUUUUACAUAAAACUGAUUAUAUGUGAUUUUUUGUAAGAUGAAACUAGACAUU
This is a messenger RNA of Impatiens glandulifera, 4265 nucleotides long. Its product is annotated as probable cyclic nucleotide-gated ion channel 5. Gene Ontology annotation, biological process: potassium ion transport; transmembrane transport. Gene Ontology annotation, cellular component: membrane. The record is from RefSeq and is a predicted model, not a curated record. Gene Ontology annotation, molecular function: voltage-gated potassium channel activity. Lineage: Eukaryota; Viridiplantae; Streptophyta; Magnoliopsida; Ericales; Balsaminaceae. The transcript has 11 exons. Bases 1 to 4134 code for a protein of 1377 amino acids.